CAGUGCCACGCCGGCGGCCGGCGAAACCGCCCGUCGAAAACAGUUACCGCUAGCGAAUGUUCCGGAAUCAGUUCGUUCGAUAACAGUCGGGGCAUUGCGGUAGGUUUCGCUCCGUAUGCCGAACCUGCCCAUAAAUAUUCGAUAUAUAAAAAAAAUCAGUGAUGAUAGAAUUUUUAUACUAAAAAUAAUAAAUAGACCCCUAGUGCUAGUGAUACAGUUUUGUAUUCAAGUCUAGUGCUUUUGUUUUAAUGAAGUGAAAUUGCGUAUUGAUAAGCAGUUCUAAACGAAUCCGACAUUGGAAUUUUAAAUUGUGAUCGCCAACAGGGCGUUAAAGUAGUGUUUAAUCGAAGAUAAGUGCUUCUAUACCAAAUAUUUAUACCUGUAACCAAUAAACAUAAGGCAGCCUUAUAAUUAGAACGAAAUUACCUUAAAGGACCAAAAUUAGAAAUUUUGUAACCAAUUUUGAUAGUGUACGAACGCCUUAAUUUUUUACCGACACGUAGUGUAAAUAGUGCUUAAUGAAAACAGAAAAAAAGUAUAAUUAAAAAGUUUUUACUACGCGUUUUGUAUUUCAAUUAUAUAAUGACAUAUUUGAGUGAUAUUUGUGCUGGUGUGUUAUUGGUGGGCAUCGGUUUAAAAUUAAACAGUGAUUAAAUUUGUGGGGAGACGUCAUGGAGCGGUGUGAUGGUUUUUUGGUGUACCGCAAGCCCGUCUACAGGGUGUUCCAGUAUUUGGAAACCCAUGAGCCGGAGGGCGGGGGGCGUUGCGCGGAGGGGCCGCUAGCGCGCGCCAUGCAGCCCGCGCCGCCGGGCGGCUCGCCCAAGCGGCACCCGCAAGCUCCUACGCAUGGCUCAUCAUGCGGAGACCAGUCGACCCUUAAAGUUCACCUCCCGAAUGGCGGUUUCAACGUGGUACGGGCAUCGUCAGACGAAGACGUAAGAUCUGUGUUGCGGCUGCUAGCAUCACGGCUAGCCACUGGUGAUCGGGUGUUUGCAUCCUGCUACGCUUUGAGGGCCAGGAAGCUCAAUACUGGGAAGAUCCGAUGGAUCCACCAAGACACGCCAGUUUCGGAGCUGCUCACAAAAUGGCCGGCGAGCGAGUGGCGGCUGGAGCUGCGCGUGCGGUACCUGCCCGCCAACCUGCGAGAGCUCUGCGACUCCGACCGCGUCACUUUUCACUAUUACUACGAUCAGGUGCGACACGACUACCUCAACGCUAAUCAUCCUAUGGUCGACCAGGAUUUGGCGAUACAAAUAUGUUGUUUAGAAAUUAAAUACUUUUGUAAGGACAUGCAGAUAUCAUUGGACAAAAAGUCCAACAUUGAAUAUCUGGAGAAGGAGUUUGGCCUUCAUAAAUUCCUGCCCAAAUCAGUCCUCGAAGCCAUCAAGCCAAAGGUCCUGAAGAAAGCAAUACAACAGCAGUUCAAAAAGGUGGCGAAUCUAAGCGACACGGAGUGCAUGCUGAAAUAUUUGGAGACAAUGCACACGCACUACGGCUACGACAGGGAGACGUUCACGGGCGCGCUCGGCACCGAGUGGGCCAUACCGGUCGAGUUGGCCAUUGGGCCUGACAUAGAUAUAUCAUACGUAUCGCACAAGGCAGGCGAGCCGCCGACAUACUCAAAAAUCGCUUCCUUCAGCGACAUAGUCGCCGUGCAAACGCUCAAAUCUAACUGCACGCAACAGUCGCAAACGCAGAGCGGUUCGUGUGGAAAAGCGGCUCUACAGCUGAGAGUGAAAGGGGCUACAGAAACGUUGACAAUAACGUGUAGUAGCGUCGAGGCUGCAGAGAGUUUAGCAGACCUUGUCGACGGUUACUGCAGACUCGUCACUGACUCACAGACUUCCCUUUGGAACAGAACAACUGAAAUGAGCAGCAGUUCGUCAGAGGGCAAGACGAGUUCGUGGGAGGCGAACACGGCGACACUCCUGUCCGAAGAUUACGCCGAAAUUGUAGACGACGACGCCGACUACUCUACGCCGGCAGUUCGCGAUUAUGAAUUAGUUCGAAAUCAAAUCGAACUAACUGGAAUCAUUGGCGAAGGACAGUUCGGUGAUGUACAUAAAGGCACAUGUAAAGUGACGUCUGCAAACCACCCGUCACUGCGACGUCAGCUCGCGCUACAAAAGCAACAGGGCCGCAGUACCACCGGCGAGUACGUGUUACCAGUCGCGGUCAAGACGUGCAAGAUGGAUGCCGACCUCGACACCGCCGAGAAGUUUCUAGAAGAAGCCUAUAUAAUGCAGCAAUUCAGUCAUCCGCAUAUCAUCGGUCUGGUGGGAGUGUGCAGCUCUCCGCCCAUCUGGAUCGUAAUGGAACUGGCCACGCUGGGCGAGAUGAGGGCCUACCUUCAACAGAACGCUAGGAGGUUGGAGAUUUGUACACUUGUGUUGUACAUCUACCAGCUAUCUACCGCACUCAGUUACCUGGAGAGCAAGAAGUUUGUACACCGGGACAUCGCCGCUCGCAACGUCCUCGUCUCCACGCCCACCUGUGUUAAGUUAGCGGACUUCGGCCUAUCAAAAAUGGUGGAUGACAAAUCAUACUACAAGGCGUCACGCGGUAAACUGCCCAUCAAGUGGAUGGCACCCGAGUCUAUCAACUUUAGGCGGUUCACGUCUGCUUCCGACGUCUGGAUGUUUGGUGUAUGCAUGUGGGAGAUAUUGAUGCUGGGCGUGAAACCGUUCAUCGGUGUGAAGAAUAACGACGUGAUAGGGAAACUGGAGAACGGCGAGCGGCUCGCCCUGCCGGCCGGCUGCCCGCCGCGGCUGUACUCGGUCAUGUCGCGCUGCUGGGCCUACGAGCCCUCGCAGCGGCCCACCGCUCACCAUCUCAAGGAGACUCUCUUCGAGAUCCUGCAGGAAGAACGCAGCAGCGCGUGGGAUACGAUGCGACGCGAGAACAGGCGCGUAGCCGCCGCCUCCUGGGGCGAUGAACCGCCGCCCAAGCCCAGCCGCCCGCACGCCAACCACAACCUCGCAGCGGUGGAUUCAACAUCGGUACAGGCAGCGGGUGCGGCCCCACAGACCUACAUCGUGGCCCAAAACCCCCUGGUCCUCGCGCACCUUCUCCGUGAGAACCAGUCCCGAGCCAUCGACCCGCAAGCGUACACCACGCCCGCAUCGGUAUUCAACACAGUCGCUGUUGACUUCGCUGAAACUCUACCGGAGGACGACCCUAACAUCGUUGACAAAAUCAUCAAUCCUAAACCCGACGAGAAACUCGACAUUCCCCUCCAAACGGUCCCUAUCCCGGUCGCGAGCUUGCACAAGUUAGAUCCCAUAGUCCCCGAACAAACAGACGAGACUUUAACUGUCGUGGUAGGUGCUAGUUGCGACAAUCUCUGUCAAAACACGCAGACCAUGUCACCAAGAACGGACGUCUCGUCUCCUCCUCAAGGUCAGAGCGAGACAGACGUAUCGACAGAACCUUACGCGAAUAGGGUUAGGUCUCUCGAGAGGAAUACUAGAGGUGUCACUCUUUCAACCGCCGAGAGAGCGCCAGUGAGGAUGGGGUCGCUGGAACGGAACGCUCGAGGCAGUCUCUCGCAUAGAGGCUCCCCGGUCCCUAUCGCGCCUUUCACGAGGCAGCAUUCUGUUCCCGCCUCCCCACCGCCCAGGAGUAGGCGGGAACAAGACGUAGGACAGUUUUCUGUGCAAGGCGCUCUCAAUGCGCAAUUAGCUGCUAGCGUCGUCAACAAAAUGAGGCACCAGCCCGACCCGCCUCUCGUCGAGGAAAUAUACGACUUCGGGGGCGACAACGUCAAGAGUUGCGCCGCGAUAGCCGCUCAGAAAGCCAUGUCGAAAUCGUACAGACCUGCAGUAUCGGGCAUGUCCGUCUCCCAUCCUACGGCGUACGGGGUCCCCGUCGGGGUCGUUCAGGGGAUCCCGUACCAGAGUCCGGUGAAGCCGAACGUGAAAAUGUCUAGUCAAUUCGUGAGGUCCUCUAGUCCGGUGUACCCGAUGAAUCAGGGCUUCGCGGCGCAGCCGAUGGGGGUGAUCCCGCCGAUGUCGUAUAUGCCCCAGCAAAUAUUCAGUAGCCACGUACAAGGCGGACAGCCGCUGGCGUACCGCCCACAAGCGGCCGCGCAGGCCGCCAGCCAGUCCGCGGUGCCGUCGGAGGUACUGCCGCCGCUUACACUGCCGCCUGAUGCGCUGCCGCCCGACGCACUGCCGCACUACUCGCGACAGGAUUGCACAGUACCGCCACCGAAUAUGCCCGUUCAGAGUCCGGAGUUCGAUACGGAACAAGCAGUGGAAAGAAGAUUGCUAGCGGAAUUAGCAAGACAACACCAUCAGAGCGAAGAAGACAGAAGAUGGCUGCAGAUGCAAGAAGACAACUUGCAGAAACGACUGUCAAAUAUGCAAAUGUCAACUGAGGCCGAACCAAUAGAACGAACGCAAGAGGAGCGGCCAGUCGCACAUACACAUUCAGGUGCGAAUUCAUCAGAAACUAGUCCAGCAAAUACCGUUAACCCAAAAGAACAACCACCCAGUGAAGAUAAGAAACCGAUUCAACCGUCCCGAGCAUCGAACACGGAGCCUGUUUACACGGCGACCACGGCGGUAGUGCGCUGCGUGAUGCGGCUAGCGAACGUGGCGCAGUGCGGCGGCGGCGGCGGCGGCGGCGGCGGCGGCGACGGCGGCGGCGCGGCGCCGGCGGACGUGCUGGCGGCCGUGCGCGCGGUCGGCGCUCAGCUGCGGUCGCUGUGUGCCACUGUCGAUUUAGUCGUCGUGCCAUUCCCGCACACUGCUCAAAGGGAAGUGGAGAUGGCUCAUCAGGUGCUAAGCAAAGACAUGGCUGCCCUCGUGGAGGCGAUGCGACUCGCGAUACAGUACGCGAAUACCACCCUACACCAGGAGUACACCAAGAGAAUGCUCGCUGCAGCCCACGUGUUGGCCAUGGAUGCAAAGAAUCUCCUCGACGUAGUCGACUGCAUCCGCGAGCGGCACCCCAACAUCGACUGGCGGGCGGCACUAGAGCCCGACCCUGGAGAACCCGCCAGUCCACAAACAACACCACAGAACCAAACGUUAACCUCGCAGAACCAAGUGUUCGCCGCCCAGAACCAAACGUUCACGCCUCAAAACCCAAUACUCAGCAACCAGUCGUCCAUACAAGAAGAUGAAACCCCUCCACCUAAACCAGCCUUCAAAAUUAACCAGCCAGUCACGACGGGCCAGUUAAAUGUUACCGAACAUCUGCCGAAGGAACACAGCAGUCUACCGGUCACAUCGAAUAGAGUGUCAGCUUUAAUACACAAUUACAACCUUUACGGCAACAUCAGGGAGCCACAACACAUAUAUGGCAACGCAGACGUCGGUGGUUCCUUCCAGCAUUCGUCGUCCAGCAUCAGCGACGAUGGAAAAGUCGAUGUGGCUCCGAUGGAGUCGGUCAAGAGCCGCGUCCAAGCGAUAUCGGGCAAAAUGGACUCGCCACCGAUAUACUCCGUCAGCAAGAAAAUGGUUUCAAUCGAUCAGAUGAGUCAGAGCGAUCAGGGAUGAACCGCCAGCUCACCGAUUUAGUUUGCUUGUAGUGGCAGUUUUGUUUCCGCGGACGGUAUACAGCUUUACUAAAUAAGGCUAUGAGAUUGUAGAUCAACUAGUGUACUUACCGGGAUAUGCUCAUGACAACAGCAUUUAUUGAUAAUUAAUUUAUUUAUGCGCUUUAGAAACGAGAACGUAGUGCGACGCAAGCUUCUUCUAAAAGACAACUAAAUGCUCAAUAUUCUACUUAGCGAAUAUACCAGGUUUUAAUCUUGAGCCGAAUCUCCGUUUCAUUCAUCUACCCAUGGAAUUGCAUAUUUUAAUUUAUUGUAAUAGGAUUUAAAUUUGUUUAACACGAAGUCGUUGGUGACCUUGACAUUGUAAUAAAAAUCGGAAUCGCUUGGCUUCUCAUUAAUACUAAGUCUAAAAUGUUGCCAAAUCAAAUAAUUAAUAAUUUCCAUAGUAUAAAAUCGCCGGGUCGAGGUCAUGGGACUUUUCUAGUAAAAUUCACUCAACGAAAUUAUGUUGAAACGUUUUAGUGAUAAUAUCUAUUAACAUAUCAUCAGCAUUGUUGUGCUUCAAAUAAAUAUUGUCGUGUUGCAUAUUACAAUAUUGAAAUAUUAUUCAACAUAUUUACAUUCACCUAUCAUGUGUUCUCAUACGAUAUCAUUGAAAAUCAUUAAUCUAUCCUUAUUCAAUUUCCAUUAAUUAUUCCAACAUCAAAAUUGUCAUUACUCCAAACUUGUCGUGAAUCGGUUGAUUUGUGAUAUUAUUGCCAAUAAAUGACCUAUUUCGCGUAAUUUUAAUUAUAAAACGUCAGAUUGCAGUACAUACCGAUACGAGCACAUUCCUAAUUGCACCUAACGUGUAAGUUGUAAUUUAUUUUCAUACAAAUUUUCUAUUUUUGGUGUAAUACAGGUUUUAUAUUGAACCAGUAACGGUGUGUAUUUAUAAGUAUCAGAAUGAAUUCUUCCAUACAACAAUAAUUGUGUAAUUAAUAUUUUUUGAAAUUAAUCAUGAAGAAUGAAAUUAUUUUGUAAUCUAAAUGUAUUAUUAUAAUAUGUGUAUAAUUCGUUUAGUUUAGGUGCGUAACAGUCACAACUCCGCAUUUAACACGCAUUCUCAGUGGAAUAUAUGUCGAAAUGGUUUUCUUUGUAAAAAUGUACAAAACAAGAAUUGUCCAUAAUUAUUAUAAUUUUGUUAUCCAAAGUUUUUAUUGUAAGCUUAGAUCUCAGCGAACCGUAGCGUUAUAGUACGUUAAAAUUAUAAGUUGUAUCAAAGCAGAAUUUAUUUAUUGACGAAUCCUGAUUUGUUUGUAAAGUUGAUUUACUUAUAUUAGUAUUAGCAGGAUGUCAUUCCAAAGUAUAUGAUAUUGUAAGCGUAACAUGUAGUCAGUCAGGCCCUAUAUUGGAACAGAGCGCGAGGUUACUCUAUAUAACUAUCGUGAGGUGGACCGGUUUUCGUUUAUACAUUAAACUGAAUAAAGGACAGGUCAGAAA
This is a messenger RNA of Galleria mellonella (greater wax moth), 6985 nucleotides long. It is a transcript of the gene Fak, whose product is annotated as focal adhesion kinase 1. Gene Ontology annotation, biological process: signal complex assembly; protein phosphorylation. The transcript has 26 exons. The coding region runs from base 672 to 5504 and encodes 1610 amino acids. The record is from RefSeq and is a predicted model, not a curated record. Lineage: Eukaryota; Metazoa; Arthropoda; Insecta; Lepidoptera; Pyralidae. Gene Ontology annotation, cellular component: focal adhesion; cytoskeleton. Gene Ontology annotation, molecular function: protein tyrosine kinase activity; ATP binding.